GUUUCAGAAAGCACUUCCUGAAAGAGACAGAGCAACGAUUACAGCUCAGCAGUGCCAACUCCUCCAGCAAGCCGGAGCUACAUUCAAAACAGCCUUUAACGCAACAAAAGUGGGUACACCGGAAAAUGGUCACUUCUAAGACAACGCUUUGAUGGAAGGAGAGCAUAGCCUUUAAGACACUUGAGUCACUCAUACUUUAUCCAAACUGGAGUGAAUGAAUGAAGACAAAUGCAGAUGGCAAAUGAACUGCAUAAAAGCGGCCUGAGCCCAAGCCUCUAAGUAUCAUGCCUACCAACAAGCUAUAAGAUGACUACCCCAAGCAAUCAAGAUCAACCCAUCCCUUCUAAUAGCUCACACCCAGACGAAUACAAAAUCGCGGCUCUUGUCUUCUACAGCUGUAUAUUCCUGGUUGGAUUAUUUGUUAAUGUUACUGCCUUAUGGGUUUUCAGUUGUACCACCAAGAAGAGAACUACUGUAACCAUCUAUAUGAUGAAUGUGGCACUACUGGACUUAAUAUUUAUAAUGAGUCUACCCUUCCGAAUGUUCUACUAUGCAAAAGGUGAAUGGCCAUUUGGAGAGUACUUCUGCCACAUUCUCGGGGCUCUUGUAGUGUUUUACCCAAGCGCUGCUCUAUGGCUUCUUGCUUUUAUCAGUGCCGACAGAUACAUGGCCAUCGUACAGCCGAAAUAUGCCAAAGAACUUAAAAAAACAUGCAAGGCCUUGCUUGCCUGUGUAGGAGUGUGGAUAAUGACCCUGACAACCACUGUCCCUCUGCUGCUCCUCUAUGAAGACCCAGAUAAAGCCUCCUCCCCUGCCACCUGCCUAAAGAUCUCUGACAUCAUUCAUUUCAAAGCCGUCAAUGUGCUGAACUUCACUCGACUGAUAUUCUUCUUCCUGAUCCCUGUGUUCAUCAUGAUUGGGUGCUACUUGGUCAUCAUUCACAGUCUCCUCCAUGGCAAGACAUCUAAGCUGAAACCCAAGGUCAAGGAGAAGUCCAUAAGAAUUAUCAUCACGCUCCUGGUGCAGGUGCUCAUCUGCUUCCUGCCCUUCCACAUCUGCUUUGCCUUCCUGAUGCUGGGUGGGGAAGAAAACAGCUACAGCCCCUGGGGAGCCUUCACCACCUUCCUCAUGAACCUCAGCACGUGUCUGGAUAUGAUCCUCUACUACAUUGUUUCCAAACAAUUUCAGGCUCGGGUCAUUAGCGUCAUGCUGUACCGCAAUUACCUCCGGAGUGUGCGUAGAAAAAGCUUCCGAUCUGGGAGUUUACGGUCACUUAGCAAUGUGAAUAGUGAAAUGUUAUAAAUGACGUGAAUUUUCUUCAAUCUCUUUAAAAUUCAUUUUUCUUUAAAAUUCAUUUUCCUAACUACUCCAGUACCAAUGGAUAUUCUACAUAAUAUUAUCAAGUCCCCUCUCUGCUAAAAGAAAAGAAAAAAACUUUAAGAACUCUUUUGUACAAUCUUAUUGUGGCAAUACAAUUACACAUUCUAAUUUUUUAUUUUCAAACUUGUAUAAAACAUUUUGAAUUAUUGGGGAAAAAACACCCACACUGGCAUUUCACAGUCAAGCCUUAUCUACACAGAUAAUAAAUAUUUUUUAAUUAUUUUGAAUUUAA
Molecule: messenger RNA, 1612 nt
Organism: Marmota flaviventris (yellow-bellied marmot)
Lineage: Eukaryota; Metazoa; Chordata; Mammalia; Rodentia; Sciuridae
Gene: Gpr18
Product: G protein-coupled receptor 18
Biological process (GO): positive regulation of Rho protein signal transduction; phospholipase C-activating G protein-coupled receptor signaling pathway
Cellular component (GO): plasma membrane
Molecular function (GO): G protein-coupled receptor activity
Source: RefSeq, a predicted model, not a curated record